AUGUGGCCGGAGCCAGACUGUCCAGAGCCGGCGAAGAGCACCAGUUGCAAGGGUUUUCCGCCGCGAUACAUCCUCCGCGUCGCCGAGCAGGGAUCCAAGUUUACGGGUCGAUCUCCAGUGUUCUUCUUUGGCACGGGCUUUAGGGUCAGUACUCGCAAGAGUCACACAGCGUUGGAGCGUUAUCUCAGCACAAUUGUCAGCACAUUCAACAGGCGGGACAUCACAUUUAUCACCGGUGACUUCAACGCCAAGCUCGGGAACCGCGUUACGGGCGAAACCUUUCUCGGGGUUCACGCUCGAGGACGCCGCAACAGGAACGGCCACGCCCUGGCGGCUUUCUGUGACGCCUUUCAGUUUUUCGCAGCGAACACGGCCUUCAAAAAACGAGCAAGGAACAAAACGACCUGGACACAACGUCGUAACGAGCACAUCGUCUACAAUCACAUUGACUACGUUCUCUGCCCCCAGAAUUGCCGCCGACUCUGCCAAGAUGCUCAAUCCUGGGGCGGAACGCUAACCGCCUCUGACCACAAGCUCGUAACGGAAGAUUUUUUCCUUCGCAACCCGGGCCGCCUCCGAUACCGAGCACGCCCAACACGACAAGGCCACCUACAGCUCAACCGCAACCAACUCAUUCACGACGAUGACACACGGUCAGCCUACUCUGCAGCUCUCAAACGACAUCUUCAGGCUACCGACGACGACGAUGACACGGCUACUUCGGAUCAAUAG
Phytophthora nicotianae INRA-310 is the source of this 732-nucleotide messenger RNA. RefSeq lists its product as hypothetical. Lineage: Eukaryota; Oomycota; Peronosporomycetes; Peronosporales; Peronosporaceae. The transcript is spliced from 2 exons. The coding region runs from base 1 to 732 and encodes 243 amino acids. The record is from RefSeq and is a predicted model, not a curated record.